GAGAGCGAGCUGCGCCUGCGCUCGGCAUGGCGGCCUCCAGGCUCCUCUGGCGGACAGCUGUUCUUCGGACCAGCAGGUGUGGGACUGUCAUAAGACCUGCUUCUGGCCUUCUGAGAUGGCAUGGUACCCUCUCUGUCGCAGCAGCGAGCCCACCAGAGGAUGACAUCAAGGAGAGACUUCUGUGCGAGCCGUUGAAGCACGCAGACUUUUUCAAUCUGCAGGAGCUCUUUUCUGUGCGGGAUCUCUUUGACGCUCGAGUCCACCUUGGCCACAAGAAGAGCAGCCGUCACAGAUUCAUGGUACCGUAUCUCUUUGGCUGCCGCCUGGAGCAAGACAUCAUUGACCUGGACCAGACAGCGAGGCAUCUCCAGCUGGCCCUCAAUUUCACGGCCCACGUCGCCUUCCGCAAAGGCAUCAUCCUCUUUGUCAGUCGCCAUCGCCAAACUUCCCACCGUGUGGAGACUGUGGCCAAGGAAUGCGGGGAGUUUGCCCACACACGCUACUGGCAGGGCGGCUUGCUGACAAAUGCCCCCAUCCAGUACCAGGCCGGGGUCCGCCUGCCAGACCUCCUCAUCUUUCUCAACACUUUCAACAAUGUAUUUGAGCCUCACGUGGCCAUCCGGGAUGCAGCCAAGAUGAAUGUCCCCACAGCGGCCGUGGUGGAUACCAACUGCAACCCCUCCCUCAUCACCUACCCAAUUCCGGGGAAUGACGACAGCCCCUUGGCCAUUGACCUCUACCUAUGGCUCUUCAAGACCACCAUCCUGAGAGCCAAGGAGAAGAGGAAGCACCUUGAGGCUUUAUUCCAGCUGCAGAAGAAGUCUGCCAGCCCUGCUUCCCCGCCCCAAACCCCAGUAGCUGGGGUGGAUGAGGAGAGUGACUCCUAGUGCUAGGACUGGGAAUGCUUUCUCAACACUUGAGAAUGUGGGGAUUUGUAGUCUCUACACACCUGGAGGACUGGACUUCCCAAUUCCUAGCCUCUGCUGCAAGGCUGGGGAGCAGAGGUUGCAGAACCCUAAUCCCCAGCCUCCCUUCCCAUUAAUUACACUUUUGGGGGAUGCUGGGACUUGUAGUUAAUCAUCUGGAAGACUAGAGGCUUCCACUCCCUUCUGUUCUAUGUUGACACCACUUGUUCAUUAUUUCCACUUCAGCCUUCCCUACACCUUUGGGUUGCCAUUUUUUAAUUAUAAAUGUCGUUGGACGCCGAACUGUACGCGGUGCACAAGAAUUGGCAGCUGAAGUGCUGGGGAGAAACCGUCUGGAUAGGUAUUUUAUUUUUCUGGUCUAUUGGCUUCCAUAUCACAACUUGGUAAAAGGAAACUGUCAAAAUGCCUGGAACUUCUUUACAGCAUGUCAGACUUGGGAUUGGAGGAGUCAGUAGGCGCAUUGCGACAACUCCUUUUCUGCUAAUUCCCUGGAGGGCAAUUUUCACCUUAAUUUGUUUGUUGAAGCCAUGUUUUUCCCAAAUUACACGUGUAACUCCAACUGGAGGGAUCAGUGCAUGUGUUGUGAGCAUUUAUCCAGCUGCGCUGCACACUUCCGGCUAGCUUGCUCACCUUCUGCAGGAGGGGGGGAGCAGUUGGAUUUUUAAGUGUGAAAAUGUUACCCCACCUGGAAACUCCUGGUUUGCAUCUCUAAUGAAUCUCAUUUAUGGCAAGAAAUCAAUUCCCUGAAAUAAUCUGAUUUCCUAGGAAAGUAUUUCUGCUUGUGAGGGAUCUCUUUCACUCUGAAGGCAGGAACUGCCAUUUUGUCUGUGUGUGUGUCCUGCAUUUCUUUAUUUUUUUAAAAAAGCUUUACUUUUUAAAGAUGUGCACAGCUUCUCUGAUGGCAAGAAAAAAAAUAUGGGUGGUCCUAUGACCACUUUUCCUCACCUACAAUUUUUUCUUUCCAUCUGAGAAGCUGUACAUCUUUAAAAAAAUAAUCAUGGAGCAAAUUCUGACUGCAUUGUGCAGGACAUCCAGAGUGUACAAAGGGAGGAUGUCAGCGAGUAGCCAAGUCAGACCAGUUUGCAUUUCUAAGUUGCCUGUGUUGUACUGUUUUUCAAUUCCAAAUUAGUAAUAAAGUCGAAUUUCUA
Molecule: messenger RNA, 2074 nt
Organism: Candoia aspera
Lineage: Eukaryota; Metazoa; Chordata; Lepidosauria; Squamata; Candoiidae
Gene: MRPS2
Product: mitochondrial ribosomal protein S2
Exons: 4
Coding region: 27-887 (286 amino acids)
Biological process (GO): translation
Cellular component (GO): mitochondrial small ribosomal subunit; ribosome
Molecular function (GO): structural constituent of ribosome
Source: RefSeq, a predicted model, not a curated record